Messenger RNA from Neolamprologus brichardi, 2690 nucleotides. It is a transcript of the gene mpnd, whose product is annotated as MPN domain containing. NCBI's taxonomy places the organism in Eukaryota, Metazoa, Chordata, Actinopteri, Cichliformes, Cichlidae. Gene Ontology annotation, molecular function: metallopeptidase activity; protein binding. The record is from RefSeq and is a predicted model, not a curated record.
GCCCGGUGAGGAGGACAGGCUGCCGGAGGUUUGCUGCCCUCCGCCGGCAGCUUCCCGGUAAAUGUGCUCGGUGUCGGAGAUAAAGGAGGAACCGCUCGGUCGCUUCCGGUGACUGAGAGCUCCGCGGUUUCUGCACGAUCCCGCCGACGCACAACCCACCGAACGCCGCCCGCUGCAUGUGCACGCGCACGCGGCAGCGCUUCGUGGUGUUGGCGGAGAAAAGCGUCAAGGUUCGUGUUUCCGUGAGCUGGUCUGACAGGGUUCCUGCUCCACGGUGACACAAAGCGCGGAUAACGGCACGGCACGCUGUGGAACAUAGAGAGAGAGAGAGAGAGAGAGAGAGAGAGAGGGGGAAGGCAGAGGGCGGUGGGGGGACGGUAAAGCAGCACAACGAGGAAACCAGCCGCGCAGCCGCGGACGCCUUCAGCUCGUUCUCAACAACCACCGGACACGGACCGGGAACGAGCUGCUCACACCAGGCCGCGCACAGGCUCGCUCCCUGAGACAUGGGGUCAGAGCCUCCCAGCUCUCCACAGGUGGUGGAGGAUGGAGGAGAGGAGGAUGAGGAGGAGCUGAGCGGAGGGGAGGAGGCAGACUUGCGGUCCAGCUCAGGCCGGGGCUCCCUGCUCACCCGCAGGGGCAUCACCCUCAGAGUGCUCCUCAAGGAUGGCCUGGUGGAGCCCGGGGACGGCGUGCUAGCCAUACACUAUCUGGGUAAGAACUUUGUGGGAGACCUGCUGACUGAUGGGAAAAUCCGAUGGGUGGAGACGGGCCAGAUCUUCAACUCCCCCAGCGCCUGGGCGACUCACUGCAAGCGCCUGGUGAACCCGGCCAAAAAGUCUGGCUGCGGCUGGGCGUCGGUGCGGUACCGGGGACAGAAGCUGGUCCAGUACAAAACCACCUGGCUGCACAAGUACCAGCCCAGUGCCGACAUGAGCUUGGUGAGUGAGGAAGAUGAUGACGAGGAUGAAGAGGAAGGAAAGGCAGCUGUGCAGGCAGACGACAAGAACAAAAACACCAAACCUGGACUACAUGAUGUGAUGGUUUCACGGAGGACUGACAGAGAGAGAAUUCCCGUCAGAUAUUGCACUUUGGGCACCCGAGAUGCUGCCAGAGAUCCACACACACUAGUGGAGCUGUCAGCCUUCUCAGCCAUCAACAGGUUCCAGCCUUUCAAUGUAGCCGUGUCCAGUAAUGUGCUGCUGCUAAUGGACUUCCAUUGUCACCUGACCACCAGUGAGGUGGUGGGAUACCUCGGGGGACGAUGGGAUACCAACACGCAGCUGCUGACGGUCUUGAGGGCUUUCCCGUGUCGGACCAGGCUGGCAGACAGAGACUUGGCUUCCGCUGUUGAGGAGGAGAUUUGUCAGAACCUGUUCAUGCGUGGGCUGUCGUUGGUGGGCUGGUACCACAGUCACCCGAGAGGUCCGGCCCUGCCGUCGCUGCAGGACAUCGACUCACAGAUGGACCAUCAGCUGAGGCUGCAGGGCUCAAACAACGGCUUCCAGCCCUGCCUGGGCAUCAUCUGUGGUCCGUAUUAUCACGGAAAUCAAGGCGUGGCAUCAACAAUAACUCCAUUUUGGGUCGUACCGCCACCUGAGCAAAGACCUAAUGACUACGGCAUCCCAGUCGCUGUCGAGGUCACCUACGUACAGGACAACUUCCUCACCAGUGAUGUUCUCAAUGAGAUGAUGCUGCUGGUCGACUACUACAGGGCAGCUCCUGACCUCGUCCAGUUCAACCAGUACUGGUGUCCUGAUACGACCAUGAUGGACAAAAUUAAGGGCUCUCUGAGUUGCCACGCUCCCAAAGACCAGGCCUACUCUCAGAUCCUGGAGCACGUCUACAGUCAGCUGGGGAGCAUGAACUGAGCGGAUCACUGUUGUUCACUUCAAACACCUUUUUUUUUUUGCAGAGCUUGCAGGAUUGGUGUGAAAUACAAUAUAAACCCUGCUUUACAAACAUAUAGAUGCCUCGAUUGCUUGUACGUUAGAGUGAUAUUUACCUGUUAUACAGCAUUAUCAGACAAAUACAUUACAGUGGCUGUGAUAUUAGCUGCCCCAGAAGGUUGUUUUCAUUAGGAGACCCAAAAAGUAGCAUGUUAGAAAACAUGAGACCAUGCUCUUCUGCCUCAGCACGCUACUCAGAACCACGUUGCAGAAGACAAAUCGGCCUUUUACCUUCUACACAUGGACCUACAGUAUGUGCCUGUCUGUGCCAGUAACCUGUGGCAAUGAGCAAACAUUGACAGAUAUAUACAACGUGAAAAUUUAUGUCUUAUAAUUGCCUUUUAUUGACAAAAGCCAAUGGAUCGGCGUUUGGGGAAAAGUGAAAAGCAGUGCAGAAUCUACGACAGCGACCUGAAGUGUGCUCUGCAGCCGGGUUUGUGAGUGCAUCAAGUCCGCUGUGCCACACAAGUUAAUUUUUCAGUUCCACUAGUGAAGUGAACAGGUGUGUGUCUGUGUUUGUGCCAGCGUUUUGUGAACGUGCCCGUCUACUGUCUUCCUGUCAGGUUGUGUGAAACUUGAGUCCUGUUCGUUAGGAACACACAUUUGCUUCCUCUCUACCUGUACUGUAUUUAUUACUGCCUGUGGAUUGUAGAGGUACAUCUUUGAGGACAGAGCAAUGCCUUAAGCCUGCUGAUUGAUGAUCCACGAAGCAUUAAAAUAUACACACUGGAACUAUUUAAA